Sphenostylis stenocarpa is the source of this 1302-nucleotide messenger RNA. The record is from the annotation of a GenBank genome assembly. Lineage: Eukaryota; Viridiplantae; Streptophyta; Magnoliopsida; Fabales; Fabaceae.
AUGGUUCGCUCCCAUGGCGUCACCCUCAUUAAUCGCCUUGCUCGUAGAUAUUUCCGUGAUGCCAACGACUCUGUUUAUCAAGCAGUGUUCCCAAGGAGUUAUAGGACAUUGAACGCUAGGCCUUGCCAUCCAUCUAGAGUUGUAGGUGGCGUUAAUUUGAAGAAAUCGUUGCUAUUGGGGUCGGCAAAUAAAUAUUGGGGGGCAUCUAGAUUAAUUCAUGGCUCGGCAUUAUUGGCAAGAGACUAUUAUGAUAUUCUUGGUGUGAGUAAGCAUGCAGGUUCUGCUGAAAUAAAGAAAGCUUACUAUGGGCUUGCAAAAAAGCUCCAUCCAGAUACAAACAAAGAUGAUCCUGAGGCUGAAAAGAAGUUUCAAGAAGUUUCGAUAGCAUAUGAAGUUUUAAAGGAUGAGGAAAGGCGACAACAGUAUGAUCAGCUUGGUCAUGAUGCUUACGUUAGCCAACAAAGCACCGGUUUCGGAGGCGAGGGUGGCUUCAAUCCGUUUGAGCAGAUAUUCCGUGAUCAUGAUUUUGUCAAGAGCUUCUUCCAUCAAAAUAUUGGUGGAGAGGAUGUGAAGACUUUUAUUGAGCUAUCUUUUAUGGAAGCUGUACAAGGGUGCACCAAAACAUUGACAUUUCAAACAGAUGUGCUUUGUAAUGAAUGUGGUGGGAGUGGUGUUCCUCCUGGUACAAGGCCUGAAACUUGUAAGCGAUGUAAAGGGUCAGGAGUGUUAUUUGUACAAUCCGGCAUAUUCAGAAUGGAGAGUACUUGUGGUAGCUGUAAGGGAACUGGAAAAAUUGUAUCGAAUUUCUGCAAGUCUUGCAGAGGUGCAAAGGUUGUCAAAGGAACAAAGUCGGUCAAGUUGGAUAUUAUGCCUGGGAUAGACACCAAUGAGACCAUAAAAGUUUUCAGAAGUGGGGGAGCAGAUCCUGAUGGAGAUCAUCAUGGCGAUCUUUAUGUUACUAUCAAGGUUAGAGACGACCCUGUUUUUCGCAGAGAAGGAUAUGAUAUUCACGUAGAUGCUGUUUUAAGUAUCACUCAGGCGAUUUUGGGGGGAACUAUUCAAGUCCCAACUCUUGCUGGAGAUGUUGUACUUAAGGUUAGGACCCAACCUGGUCAGAAAGUGGUUUUGAAAAAGAAAGGGAUCAAGACAAAAAAUUCUUAUACAUUUGGGGAUCAAUAUGUUCAUUUUAAUGUCAACAUCCCCACAAACCUGACGCAAAGACAACGAGAGUUGAUUGAAGAGUUUGCUAAGGAAGAGCAAGAGGAACUUGAUAAACGGAGAACUGCUUCAGCUUCUGGUUGA